GAAACUCCUCCCUGUUGACAACACACACGCUGCUCUCAUAGCGCAAUGGUCUCCUGGAUUAUUUCUAGGCUUGUGGUGCUCAUAUUUGGUACCCUUUACCCAGCAUAUUCGUCAUAUAAAGCUGUAAAAUCUAAAGAUGUACGAGAAUACGUGAAAUGGAUGAUGUACUGGAUAAUAUUUGCACUUUUUACAACAGUUGAAGUAUUCACAGAUAUCUUUUUGUGCUGGCUCCCAUUCUACUAUGAACUCAAAAUUGCCUUUGUGGUGUGGUUACUUUCCCCGUACACAAAAGGAUCCAGUGUGCUUUAUAGAAAAUGUGUGCACCCUACACUGUCCUCUAAGGAGAAGGACAUUGAUGAAUAUCUUUGCCAAGCAAAAGAUAAGAGCUAUGACACUCUGAUGCAUUUUGGAAGGAAAGGACUUAAUGUGGCGGCAACGGCUGCAGUGAUGGCUGCCUCCAAGGGCCAAGGCGUUCUUUCAGAACGGCUCCGGAGUUUCAGUAUGCAGGACCUGUCAGCCUUCCAGGAUGAAGACCAAGCAACAAACCAGAGUUCUGUUUCCACUCAACCCGCAUCUGCACAGCACAGAACGCGCAAUAUGAUGCGCAGUAAAUCUGAGACUGGUUACAGCAAGGGCCAUGAUUUUGACAUUACUGAGUAUGAGGUGUUGAACCCCUCUAUCGAGCCUCCCUGCCCUUUGACCUCCACAUCCGCCCCAAAGGAGCCUGACCCCAUGACUCUACCACUUUUCCUCCCUGAGUCCUUCCAGGAUAAACUUGCACCUUCACCUCCCUCAUCACCUGUAGCCCCAGAUGAGCCUGUGGAUAAAGGGAAGGAGGGAUAUCCCCCUACAGGGUCACCCCAACUCAGAUUUAAGAGGCGUGCCCCUGAGCCUCCUCCUAGAACCCUGCGACCCGUCACCCGAUCCAGAUCAAAGACCGCCCUCUCUUCAGACACUGAAGCCAUGUGACUGUGUGCAUAUGCUCCGAAAGCGCUUUAGCUGUCCUACCUGCAACUUGAGGAGACGCAACGAGAGAAGGCAGAGAAAAAAAAGGAAUGCAGCCAAAACGUUAAAAUAUUCAAAAGCAGCCUUGCUCUGUAAUGAGGUAACCAAAGCGAUGCGCAACCUUUCGCUUUUGAUCUUUGACACUUAAUGGGAAGGGUAUCCAUUUACUGUAGGUCACACACAUAUGUGUACUGCUGCUCCGAGACUCUUUUGGGGUUAUUGAACUUGUUUUGUACAUAUUUACAGUAUGUAUGAUUGUAGAUCCUUUUAUUUUGUUGGUAUUAUUUUGGGAGGAAACAAUGCAUGCACAUUUCUGGUCUUGUGUCUCUGGUCCCCUAUCCAUAAUCCAUACCUAAUACAAACGUCACACUUUUUGUUUGUGAUAUAGUUGGUGUGUUUGGCCUCAAACAACGUUUAUUUAAUGAUUUAUGUAUCAACAAAUGCAAAAAAAAAUUCUGCAGAGAGUGACCUUGGUAUUGAUUGAUUACAAUAUUGUUGUGCACCUACAAUGAUUUGUUGUUUGAAAUAUAUUUUAAAAAGUGCAAUUAUGUAGUGCAAUAACAAUAAUAACAAAAAUAAUGUUUUUUUAGCCUAUUGUUGCUUUCAAAUAGAUAAACUUGAUCAAAAUCUGGUUAAGAGUCGCUUACAGACUUUAAUUUCUUUAUCGUUAUGCAGUGUUUUAAAGCAUUUAGAAACAUUUCAAACCGUUUGAUCAACAAUAAAUGUGUUUUUGAUUUUUUUACUUGUUUUGCUUUAUCUGCAUGGAUUUACGUGACAUGUUGACGAUUUGAAUGUGUUCCACAUCAUUGGCCACCACAUGUUAAGCGUGUUCAGUAUUACUUACAGAGUUAAGUAGGCAUUAGUGGUGCUUUGGUACGUCACUCACUGUGUGUAGUUUAACUCUUGUAGCAUUAACUUGGGGGAACUCGGUUAUGGAAUUGUCCAAACACUGUGCGUUUACACUGGCAUGUACGACAGCUCGGUGUUGUAUCAUUUCUGGUCGCAGAGGUGUGUUAAGAGUGACGUAAGCUUUGAUAUGGCCUGAAGGGGGCAGCAGAGUAUUAACUGUUUCAAAUGCAAGUGGAUACAACUGUUAUUCUAUAUUUAGAGUGACAAUGCUUAACGCUGUGAGAAUGAUGACAAUCCUAAUCUCAUAAACAGACUUUGUAGAAUCCAGGGUGUAACAAAUAUCUUUGAACAGUUUUAAUGAAACUUUGGUAUCAAACCUCACUGAUAAAUCUGCCUCAGGAAUGUUUCUUUUAUCGUUGUAUCACAUAUAUAUUUACACUUGUGAGGUUCUUUACAUUGUGGAGUUAAAGGUCAUUUAAAGUGUAGAAACUUUCAAAAGGUCAAUUUAAUAUUUAGCGUUGAAUCUCAACAGACUGUCUGAAAUUAUUGCACUUUGCAUUUCACUGAGCAUUUGUUUUGCUUUUGGGAGAUAAUGCUUUUUGACUUUUUGAGCAAGGUCAUUUGCAACUUUUAAAUUUUACAGAAUAAGAAAACAUUGCUGUAAGAAUUUAAAGAAGUCCUUUAAAUUGUCUUUUCAUGUGAAGACCAGUUUAGACUUUUACCAAAAUAUGACAAAAUUAACUAUCAGCAAAAAUGUGUAGAAUAUGAAUCACAAGGUUGUUCUCUCUGAAUCUGUAACAUUAAAAUGAGACAUUUCAGAUUUAUGCUCUAUCAUGUCAUGAAAAUAUGUUUUAUUUCAGGGACUUGAGGCUAUGCCAUUAAAGAUUUUAAAAGCCCUGGCUUCUGUUGAAAUUAAAAUGAAGAAUCAUUAUUCUUGAAGCUGUUUGUUUUUGUUGUUUCAAAAAGUCACUUUUAGGCACGUUCUUUAAACAUUAAAACCAUUGAAAAGUAUUUACAUUUUUCCAUUACUCUAAUAUCUGGCAGGCCAGAAUGUAUCUCAAUGGUCAAGGUCCUUUAUUAAUAGAGUAAAAAAAGACAAAAAUUAUUGUGAAAAAUUUAAUUGUCAUUCAGCAAAUAAAAGGUGAAU
This is a messenger RNA of Triplophysa dalaica, 3001 nucleotides long. It is a transcript of the gene reep1, whose product is annotated as receptor accessory protein 1. Gene Ontology annotation, cellular component: cytoplasmic microtubule; endoplasmic reticulum membrane; endoplasmic reticulum tubular network. Gene Ontology annotation, biological process: endoplasmic reticulum tubular network organization. Lineage: Eukaryota; Metazoa; Chordata; Actinopteri; Cypriniformes; Nemacheilidae. The transcript is spliced from 8 exons. The record is from RefSeq and is a predicted model, not a curated record. Gene Ontology annotation, molecular function: microtubule binding. The coding region runs from base 46 to 969 and encodes 307 amino acids.